Messenger RNA from Ostreobium quekettii, 480 nucleotides. The record is from the annotation of a GenBank genome assembly. NCBI's taxonomy places the organism in Eukaryota, Viridiplantae, Chlorophyta, Ulvophyceae, Bryopsidales, Ostreobiaceae.
AUGGCGCGCGCGUGCAGGGCGUCCUUGCUGCUGGCGGUGAUCGCCUUGGCCGGAUUCGCGGGUGUGUCCAACGGCCAAGUCCUGAUAGACGUGCUCAACGGCGUGUCCGAGGAGUGCAAGGACAAUAUCGUGUGGUUCGCCACCAACUGCUCCGACGACUUCGCCGCGGCGGGCGAGGCCCUGGGAUUCGGCUGGCCCCCAACCGAGUCUCUGGACAUCGACACGGCCGCUGCCGAGGAUUACUUCAAGGACCUGGAGGAGAUCGCACCUGGGUGCUGCAAGGCGCUGUGCGACUUGGCUCAGAGCAAAUGCAUGUGCGACGACGACACGCACGGCGCCAUUACCAAAACCCUCUUUUCGGACGACGGGGCGUUCUUCGUCAAGAUGCUUGAAUUCGGAGGGAGCAAGUGCGGGCACAAGCCGACGGUGAAGAACCUGAAGAAGACCUGUAAGAAGGCAGCCAAAAACGUGUGCACCUGA